Salvia miltiorrhiza (redroot sage) is the source of this 909-nucleotide messenger RNA. RefSeq names its product DNA-directed RNA polymerases II, IV and V subunit 11. The transcript has 6 exons. NCBI's taxonomy places the organism in Eukaryota, Viridiplantae, Streptophyta, Magnoliopsida, Lamiales, Lamiaceae. Gene Ontology annotation, cellular component: RNA polymerase II, core complex. The record is from RefSeq and is a predicted model, not a curated record. The coding region runs from base 345 to 707 and encodes 120 amino acids. Gene Ontology annotation, molecular function: DNA binding; protein dimerization activity. Gene Ontology annotation, biological process: transcription by RNA polymerase II.
AAAGCUUUCCUAAGAAUAUUAGAUAUUGGCCUAGUCCUACGGAUGAUUCGAUUUGUCUUUAAUUUUUUAUUAAUUAAUUAAAUUUCAAUAUGAAUUAGAAAUUUAUAAUUAAUUUAUUAGAAUUUAGAAAUCGGCUUCUCUCAUCCCUCCUCUCACUCUCGUCUCUCUACGUCUCUUGUCGCCGCCGCCGACAACACACCAAGAAGCAAUCAGCACAUCCGGCUCGCCUCUCCCCAUCUCCUCCGUCCUCACUCUGCUUUUGCGAUUGCCUCCAUCCACAGCAGUUGGCCUCAAAAUCGUCGCGUCAAGAUUCAGCUGAACAACAGUGAGAAGAAGGGAGAAAGAUGAAUGCCCCCGAUCGUUACGAGCGAUUCGUCGUCCCGGAGGGCGUCUCUAAGGUUUCGUACGAGAGGGACACGAAGAUCAUCAAUGCGGCGACAUUCACCGUCGAGCGUGAGGACCACACCAUCGGCAACAUUCUCCGCAUGCAAUUGCACAGAGAUGAGAAUGUUUUGUUUGCUGGCUACAAGCUGCCCCACCCUCUUCAGUACAAAAUACUCAUAAGGAUCCAAACAACAAGCCAAUCUUCGCCAAUGCAGGCCUAUAAUCAGGCUAUCAAUGAUUUGGACAAGGAACUUGAUCAUUUGAAGAACGCGUUUGAGGUCGAAUUGGCAAAGCAUGCUGGGAGUCAACACCGAGAGUUUUAAGCUGCAUUGUUUCCAUUAACUUCCUAGUAAGUAAUGUGUAGCAGCUUUUUGUGGUAAAUGUGGUGAAGUUGGGGAAUGUCUACAAUGUAUAACUCGAUUCUAAAUCUUUCAGAAACAUGCCUUCUGAAUUGGAUCUGUUGAUGGCCAUUAGUGCUUCUCUCUUGUGAAACUACUUAUAAUUUGCUGCAUUUAACAUUUUUUU